Messenger RNA from Enterobius vermicularis (human pinworm), 585 nucleotides. NCBI's taxonomy places the organism in Eukaryota, Metazoa, Nematoda, Chromadorea, Rhabditida, Oxyuridae. The record is from the annotation of a GenBank genome assembly.
CUGGAAACACAAAAUGAAAGAUUGCGAGCUCAGAAUUUGAGAUGUACCGCACAACUGGAAGUGUUAAAAAAUUGCGCUGACCGAACGAAGCACUGGCGUAAUUCUGCAUUGUUCUCACAAUCGGUUAUUGUAAGUUUAAAACAUUUAUUUUGUAGGGUCUUUAAAACACGGGGAACUUUACAGUCGAUGAUGUUGGAUAGGACUUCAGAUGACAGUGGUCUUACAUCUGACGACACUUGGGAAAGAAAAACCGACUUGAUGACUCAGUCGGCCUCGGUAGUUUACAAAGACGACUCGUUGAAACAUCUGAAAAAACCAGUUCGAUUACGGAGUUCUUCGCGGAGCCAUCAAGGAGCUGAGGAGGAAACGUCGUCAACCACAGACUCAUCGCCAUGGGAAGAAAAGCUGAAGCCGGUGCCGACACCAAGAAAGACCAAGCAACUGGACGGUGCUCUUGAACCUGCCUUGAUUGAAAGGGACAGCUUGAAUUCCUAUGAAGACGAUAACGAUUAUCGAGAUGAAGAUGACGAGAUUUUUGACGAAAUUGAUUUUUCGCAUUCGCCACGGUUUCUUUCUUGCUUCUAA